AUGGCGUUCAGCCGGCUGAUCGAGGGGGGAGAACGGGGUUAUGACAGCGACGAUUUCAGCCCAGAACAGCUGGAGUUUCCCCGGCAGAGAAGUCCGGCUUCAGUGCAGGCAGGAGGAAGAGGAAGACGAGGAAGAAGAAGAAGAGGAGGAGGUGGUGGUGGAGGAGGAGGAGGAGGAGGAUGUGUGUCGGCGCAGGGCACUCCCCUGCGCUCCUCUCUGUUAGCGACUGGAUGCGGGAUGCGCAGGGCGGAGAAACAGGAGCCGCUCCCUCCCUCCUUCCCUUCCUGCUGCUGCUGCUUUGACAGUCAAACCAGGUCGGAGACAGAAGGACGCACCUGUAUGGAAAUCCAGGAGGGGGGAUGGAAACACGCAAAUUAG
This is a messenger RNA of Xyrichtys novacula (pearly razorfish), 378 nucleotides long. The record is from the annotation of a GenBank genome assembly. Lineage: Eukaryota; Metazoa; Chordata; Actinopteri; Labriformes; Labridae.